AUGAUCACCAGGGGUUCAUUCUCUCUUGUUGUUACUCUUGGGUCUUGUAACAAAAAGACUAACCUAUGCUUUUCUACUCCAUUGCUUCUUGGGCAAAAGAUGCCUUCUAUUAAUACAUCACUAUCAUCAUUAUUGGCAUCGCCUUCAAAAGCUGCGCAUGUUUUUGACUCACAUCCAUUGAUGAUGAUAGAACCGGCAGAUGAGAAAGACAAAGAUGGCAGGAGUUUGUGCCGUUUCUAUGAUUACGUAAAUGAAAAAGUUGUAAAUACCAAUACGAAGACCCCUGAAGAGAUUGAUCAUGCAAUAUGUGUUGGGUCAUCUCAUGGUUGGCUGGCUUAUGUCUCUCGUCUUGAUUGCUCCGUUUUUCUUUGGAGUCCCUUCACAACUUCUCCACUCAUCUCGCUUCCUCCCAUUCAUACACUACCUCGUGACGAGUUUGAUGAAGAGAAAGCGUAUGAAUGUGAUAAUGAUAUUGGGUUCAAAGUAGAAUUUGAAUAUUUAGGUCAAAGCCGAAGAUACGCAAAACGUUUGAGGCAUAUUAUACGCAAGAUUAUUUUUUCAUCUAUUCCAACAAGUGAUGAUUGCAUCGUAGUGGCUUUGUCUAAUCUCAAUACUUGUCGCAAUAUUAUUUUUUGUAAACCUGGAGACAAGUCAUGGACCUUUAUAGACCUGCCUUUUAAGAAAUAUUUCCACAUUGCAGAUAUCAUACAUUUCAAGGACCAAUUGUUCUACGCUGUAUCCGAUUGUGGACUUAUUUUAUACACAUAUGAUCUUGCUGAUCUUUCUUCUCCAAAGAGUUACCAUGUCAAAAAUUCUUUCAAAUGUGAACUAUUGUCCUCAUUUGAAGGAUACCCAACGAGAUGGUGCGAACAAAGAUAUUAUUUGGUUGAAUCAUUAGGCGAUCUUCUGUGGGUUUGUAGGCAUGUUACUGACUAUUGGAAUGGGACCGGUUGUGGUACUUUUCCGGACAGGACAAUUACGUUUGAAGUUUAUAGAUUGAAUUUCUCUCGGAAUACAUGGGAGUCUACUAAAUGCAUUGGUGAGCAAGUUUUGUUUUUAGGUACUAAUCAAUCUCUCUCUCUUUCAGCUCGGGACUUUCCUAGUUUGAAAGCAAACUGCAUAUACUUCACGGAUGAUUCUUGUAAAACAUAUCAAUUAUAUCCUCCUUAUGGGUUCCAUGAUUUUGGACAUUACGAGUUAGGAAGAGUUACAUUUGGGGAAUUCAAAUUUGCGCAUCAACCAAAAGGAUUCUGGGUUAUGCGCAAUUUUCAUUAA
This is a messenger RNA of Corylus avellana, 1275 nucleotides long. RefSeq lists its product as uncharacterized. Lineage: Eukaryota; Viridiplantae; Streptophyta; Magnoliopsida; Fagales; Betulaceae. The record is from RefSeq and is a predicted model, not a curated record.